UAUUUGAGUUGAUUUUUGAGUUACAAUAUUCCUGACUUGUGGUAAUUGUUAAAUUGUUUGAUUAUUUGAGAUUACCUAAAUUGCAUAAACAUCAUGACGACAAUGACACUCUACGACCGCUAUCGUCUUUAUUGUAAUAACAACGUAGCUCUUGUUCCUGUUCACGGUUUUACAUUUUAUACUCUCGAGUUGCAAAAGUAUGCAAAUCUCUGUGAAUCCCCAGCAAAACAAAUUUGUCAUGAACCGGUCCAAGGGUGAUGCGAACUCUAGAUAUCGCGUGGGCCGACCAUGUUUUGGUUUUUUUCUUCAAGGAGCAGUAAAAUCCUUGGCAAUAACCGAAGUGGGCGUCCAAAUCGGAAUGAUACUAUGCAUUACGACUGGAAUUAUGUCCUCGUUAAAUGCUUGGGGCCCAAUGGAUGCUAAUCGGCAUAUUCAUGUCAAAAUAUUAAGAUUCUUCAUCUGGGGCUACUUUUACGUAUAUCACAUUGUCAGCAUACCAAUCACCAAGAUGUUGUACUCGUCUGCAGAUAAAAGAAGAAAAUUACGUCUACAACGAUGGAUGAUAAUAUCCAGUAUUAUUUUCAUUCCGUAUGUCGUGGCAUACUUAGUCUACACUUUCUACCUCGGCUGGUCACAUAAUUACGGCAUUGCAAUAUUUGGUGGCCUCAUAGUUUACAAACUAUACUCUUUUUGGGUUGUCUUCUGCUACAUAAUAGAGAUAAAAUAUUAUGGGGGCUUCAACUCGGCAUUGAGGGAAUUAUCGGACGAAGAAAUUGAAAGUUUCUUCCAAGGUCAUCCAACCAUCUCACCGCACGAAGAUUCGGAUGUGAAGCAUAAACCGUACAGGUCGGAUUUAGAAAUUCCAUUUACAAGAAUCAAGCUCGAUGAAAGAAAUCCUCUUGGGUCUGGAGCGUUCGGAACUGUGCUCAAAGCUAAGCUUUUAGCGGUGGAAGGAGAUCCGUUCACCGCGUCGAGAAGCACAACCGUUGCUGUAAAGACGCUGUCAAAAGAUGCGAACGUAUGCUAUUUCAGAGCUCUACUUCUAGAAUUGAAAACUUUGAGCUAUGUUGGACCACAUGAAAAUGUCGUCAAUUUAGUGGGGGCAUGUACUUCAAUGUUGAAGGAAAGUAAGGCAUGCAAGCAAAAGAUUUAUAAUUUAAUGUAUAAACACUGGCAUGAUAAUUUUGCAGGAAAAAUAUAUAUUGUCGUCGAAUUUUGUAAACUUGGAUGUAUUACAAACUAUUUACGGGCUAAUAGAGGCACGUUCGUUCCAUGUCUUGAUGUCCAGUUAGCUUCGGUGGGAAUUGCAUCAGACACAAGUUAUGCUCCUCCAUGCUUGUCGGAUUUGAUAAAAUGGUCGUGGCAAACUGCAAGUGGAAUGGAGUACAUUUCCAGCAAGAAGAUAAUUCACGGCGAUCUUGCUGGCAGAAAUGUUUUGCUCACUGAAGAUAAAACCGCAAAAAUCUGUGAUUUCGGCUUAUCCCGGCAACUGUAUCACUACUCGGCGUACAUUAAGCAGAAUGACUCACCGAUGCCCUGGCGUUGGAUGAGCCCAGAGAGUUUGUGCGAUCUAAAAUUUUCUACUGCGUCCGAUGUUUGGUCAUUCGGGAUAACGAUGUGGGAAUUUUUUACUCUCGGAGAGACGCCAUACGCUGGAUAUGGAUACACGACGGAAUUUGGUGAACAAUUGAAAGGAAAUGAUAUAAGGUUGUGUAAGCCGCCCUAUGCUUCAGAUGAAUUAUUUUCAGUGAUGCAAAGUUAUUGGAACUCUGAUCCCGAAAAGAGACCAUCGUUUACCGAUGUCAGAACACAACUUGAGCAUAUUUUACAACGUCCUUCAUUGCAAGAACGCCCUUCAAUUCUCUUAGAUUACAUAUCUUUCGGGUAAAUAGCAUAUGCACUGGGAAUUAAAGGCAGUGGGAAAUAAAGAAGAAUGGCUUUAUUGGAUCGAGAGAAUUCAAACUAUCCAAGUCAAAUAAUAUUAACAGUUACAAUUAUGUAAUUAUGUUACGCCAAAUGCUUUUUAUUUAUGUAAGCUUACUUCAACCGAAUGAGUAAGAAACAUUCGUUCUUUCAAUAAAUAAUACUUUGUAUGAAAUGAUUGUAAGCACUAAAUCGUAUGUGCUACUAAAACGAUAUUUUGAUGUACACACAUUUUUAAGCAAUUUAUAAUCACAAAUUAAUAAAUAAUUUUGUAAAUAGUAAUGAA
Molecule: messenger RNA, 2209 nt
Organism: Folsomia candida
Lineage: Eukaryota; Metazoa; Arthropoda; Collembola; Entomobryomorpha; Isotomidae
Product: mast/stem cell growth factor receptor Kit
Exons: 8
Coding region: 200-1888 (562 amino acids)
Biological process (GO): protein phosphorylation; positive regulation of kinase activity; multicellular organism development
Cellular component (GO): signaling receptor complex
Molecular function (GO): transmembrane receptor protein tyrosine kinase activity; ATP binding
Source: RefSeq, a predicted model, not a curated record